This is a messenger RNA of Xiphophorus maculatus (southern platyfish), 981 nucleotides long. RefSeq names its product histone H3. Gene Ontology annotation, molecular function: structural constituent of chromatin; protein heterodimerization activity; DNA binding. The record is from RefSeq and is a predicted model, not a curated record. The coding region runs from base 18 to 674 and encodes 218 amino acids. The transcript is spliced from 3 exons. Lineage: Eukaryota; Metazoa; Chordata; Actinopteri; Cyprinodontiformes; Poeciliidae. Gene Ontology annotation, cellular component: nucleosome.
AAAAGCGAGUAAGCGCGAUGGCCCGAACCAAGCAGACCGCCCGCAAGUCCACCGGAGGGAAGGCUCCCAGGAAGCAGCUGGCCACCAAGGCCGCCCGCAAGAGCGCCCCGGCUACCGGCGGAGUGAAGAAGCCUCACCGCUACAGGCCCGGCACCGUGGCUCUGCGGGAGAUCCGCCGCUACCAGAAAUCCACCGAGCUGCUCAUCCGCAAGCUGCCCUUCCAGCGCCUGGUGCGAGAGAUCGCCCAGGACUUCAAGACCGACCUGCGCUUCCAGAGCUCCGCCGUCAUGGCUCUGCAGGAGGCCAGCGAGGCCUACCUGGUCGGCCUCUUCGAGGACACCAACCUAGCCGUUGUUAGAAUCAUGAGUGGCCGUGGAAAGGGAGGCAAGGGACUCGGGAAGGGCGGCGCCAAGCGGCACCGCAAAGUCCUCCGCGACAACAUCCAGGGCAUCACCAAGCCCGCCAUCCGCCGCCUGGCUCGCCGCGGCGGAGUCAAGCGCAUCUCCGGCCUGAUCUACGAGGAGACCCGCGGCGUGCUGAAGGUGUUCCUAGAGAACGUGAUCCGUGACGCCGUGACGUACACGGAGCACGCCAAGAGGAAGACGGUGACCGCCAUGGACGUGGUGUACGCCCUGAAGAGGCAGGGCCGAACUCUGUACGGCUUCGGAGGCUAAAUCCGGUCCGGUCCCAACCGAACCCAACAAACAACAACGGCUCUUUUAAGAGCCACCCACACUUCUCAAGACUCAUGCUUCCUCCUCCUCCGACUAACUGUUGGACUCCUGAAACACGCAGAAUGUGGUGAAACUAGAACACCGGGCUGCUCUGCGCUGGUUGCUGACACAUGUUGUUUUCUAAAUGGCUUUUUCUAACGCCCCAGCUUUUCUUUUCUCCUUCCCGGAGCCUUUCCUAGCUUCUCAUGAAAUUCUUGCCAAAUAAACUUUGUGCCGUAAACGUGUUCAAUAAACUCGCCUGACAUCA